Messenger RNA from Magnolia sinica, 1251 nucleotides. Its product is annotated as protein GID8 homolog. Lineage: Eukaryota; Viridiplantae; Streptophyta; Magnoliopsida; Magnoliales; Magnoliaceae. Gene Ontology annotation, biological process: proteasome-mediated ubiquitin-dependent protein catabolic process. The record is from RefSeq and is a predicted model, not a curated record. The coding region runs from base 195 to 968 and encodes 257 amino acids. The transcript is spliced from 8 exons. Gene Ontology annotation, cellular component: cytoplasm; nucleus. Gene Ontology annotation, molecular function: protein binding.
AAUUACUCUGGCACGUGUGUUGUGGAGAGAUGGAUUUACCAUAUUUCAGUACUCCCUGUUGUACCGUAUCAUUUCCCUCUUAAAGUAAGAAACCCUCAGAAGCAACCCGACGACGAUCUGAGAGGAAAAACGAAUCGCCGGGAAACACAAACGAAGAGAAUCGGGUUCCGGAUGGCUUUGGACGGUGCGCACUGAUGUCACUGUUCUGGUUUGUCGUCGGUCAGCUCAAUCCGGUUGAAAGAAUGUCUACAUCGAAGAAGGUGAUUACAAGGGCGGAGUGGGAAAAAAAGCUCAAUGAUGUAAAGAUCAGAAAAGAAGACAUGAAUAAGCUCGUAAUGAAUUUUCUGGUGACAGAGGGUUAUGUUGAAGCUGCAGAGAAGUUCCGGAUGGAGUCUGGCACUGAACCAGACAUUGAUCUCGCAACAAUAACUGAUCGAAUGGCCGUAAAAAUGGCCGUGCAGUGUGGUAAUGUCGAGGAUGCAAUUGAGAAAGUUAAUGAUUUGAAUCCUGAGGAUGAACCUUGGGAAAUGCUACUGUUAGAAGACAUGGAAUUUUGGAUACUGGACACAAAUCCCCAACUAUUUUUCCAUCUUCAGCAGCAGAGGUUGAUAGAACUGAUUCGGAAUGGAAAAGUAGAAGAAGCUUUGGAGUUUGCCCAGGAGGAGCUUGCACCAAGGGGUGAAGAAAAUCCAAACUUUUUAGAGGAGUUGGAAAGGACAAUUGCACUGCUUGCAUUUGAAGAUGUGUCAAAUUGUCCUGUGGGGGAGCUUUUGGGCAUAUCACAGCGCCUAAAAACUGCGAGUGAAGUGAAUGCUGCCAUUCUCACAAGCCAGAGUCAUGAGAAAGACCCAAAGCUUCCCAGCUUGUUAAAGAUGCUGAUUUGGGCUCAAAACCAGCUCGAUGAGAAAGCAAUUUAUCCACACAUCAAUGAUUUAUCCACCGCCAUGCUUGAAGAUCCUGCCACUUGAAAAGACACGAGCUCUGUGCCAGAAUCUCAGGUCAGUCUCUGUUGUAUUGUGAGUUGAAAGUUGAAAUGGAGCAUCAUGUAAAUACUUUCAUAUAGGAUUGCAUCUAGGUUGCUUCUCAGUUCCUUCUAGAGGUAUCUGGACAGAAUGAUUCUUUUUUCCUUGGUAGGCCAAGUUCUCUGGCACCUUGUUUUCUGUUGUACACUGGAGCUUGUUCCCCGUUCCUGAUAGAAUUUAAAUAUUGGGGAUGGUUUUCCAUUUAAAAGGCUUACAGGAAUUCCUUACU